AUGCAUUGGUUGUUUGCAUUCAUUAUUCUUUUAAUUAUUUGUUUAAUUCAUUUAUUUAUUUGUCCAUAUACAAAAGUUGAAGAAAGUUUCAAUCUACAAGCUAUUCACGAUCUUUUAAUUCAUCGAUUGAACAUAUCAAAUUAUGAUCAUUUAGAAUUUCCUGGAGUUGUACCUCGAACAUUUCUCGGACCGAUAUUUGUUGCAAUAUUAGCUUGGCCUUUUACAAACAUUUCAUUGAAUCAUCAUCUUCUUUAUUUACAAUAUAUUGUUCGAAUUAUUCUUGGUCUACUAGUCAUUUCCGGUUUAAUUCAUUUAUAUAAGUCAUUAAAAGGUUAUUGUGAUUUAUCAACAAGACGUUGGUGGCUUUUUGUGAUAGUGACACAAUUUCAUUUUUUAUUUUAUUCCACACGAACAUUACCAAAUAUAUUUGCAGUUGUUAUUGUUUUACAUUCAUUUGCAUUUUGGCUUUCCGGACAAGGGAAAUUACUCGUAUGGACAUCUGCGUUUGCAAUACUUAUUUUUCGAUCUGAACUUGUUAUUUUAUUGGGUUUAAUUUUAUUACAAGAAGUUUUCAUUAAAAAACAUUUAACUUUUACGAAAACAAUCAUUCAUGGAUUGAUUGCUAGUUGUUUAGCUAUUGGAUUGAGUACACUUGUUGAUAGUUGGUUUUGGCAACGUUGGUUAUGGCCUGAAGGUGAAGUGCUGUAUUUUAAUACAAUUCUUAAUAAAAGUUCACAUUGGGGUACAUUUCCAUUAUUAUGGUAUUUUUAUUCUGUUCUACCACGAGCACUUGGUGCAUCGCUUAUACUUUUACCAUUAGGUUUAAUUGUUAAUAAACAUCUUCGAUGGAUUAUAUUGCCAAAUGUAUUAUUUAUUAUAAUCUAUUCAAUUUUACCACAUAAAGAACUUCGAUUUAUUAUCUAUACAUUUCCAAUUUUAAAUAUAUCGAUUGCUCAAGGAUGUUCAUAUUUGUUCGUAUAA
Molecule: messenger RNA, 981 nt
Organism: Adineta steineri
Lineage: Eukaryota; Metazoa; Rotifera; Eurotatoria; Adinetida; Adinetidae
Source: the annotation of a GenBank genome assembly